Molecule: messenger RNA, 300 nt
Organism: Acanthamoeba castellanii str. Neff
Lineage: Eukaryota; Discosea; Longamoebia; Acanthamoebidae
Exons: 2
Coding region: 1-300 (99 amino acids)
Source: RefSeq, a predicted model, not a curated record
AUGUGGCAAGUGCAAGAGGAUUUGGCUGACUGGCCAUCGGCCACCAGCACCCCAGGCGGCGACCAAGAGCAGAAUGAUGCGGCACAAAUCGAGGCGGAGCUGACCAAUCUCAGGAAGCUAAGACAGAAGUAUGGCCAACAUGAACUCCGCAUCACUUGCGUAGGUACCAGCAAAGCGGGCAAGACGACCUUCGCGGCCAGCUCCAGGGCUGCGCUGCAAGACGAAGAGUUCAUGAUACCCCCUCACCUGGCCCCAGCAGUCACCACGGCAAUCGCUGGGUAUGCCAGGACUUGUACAUGA